AUGACAGUGCUAGUUGCGUUAUGCCUAUUCCAUCUCGUCCUACCCAAUUCAGGACAAACGCAAAUAGAGAAAUACAACGAUAAAGCGAAAACCUAUCAACUACACGUUCCCGGGGGAGAUCCAAUAACGAUUAUAGAAACUGGCGGAUUCGAUAACCUACCAAGCAAAUGGGAUACAGAGGGAAAAAGCGAUGAUCUCGUUAUGAAGAAUCUUAUGACCCACGUUGUGCACGAUGUAAAUGGUAAUAGACCACGAUGCUAUGGACCGUCGUGCCAAGAAGGAUUUAUUGAAGAUGAAGGCCCGCAAGAAUUUGAUGAAUUCAACGGUGACAAAAUGGAAAAGCUGAAAGACUUCGGUGACUUUUCCAAUGAACGUCUACAAGCAAUUGCUGCUUUGGCUGCAAAGCUUAAGAAACAGAAAAUAAAAGGAGAUAGAUUCUCAUCAAUAAGCGCUGAAGAAGCAGAGAGCGAUGAUAACGGUAAGGUAUUUACGUCAUGGAAUAGAUUAAAAGUAAAACAACAUAAACAUCCAUAUGACGAUAAAGACGGUUGGGUCACCCUGGAACCAGUAGCGUGGUCGUCGAGUAAGAUUUCUAAAUGGAAGCCGAACGUAAAGAAACAAAAGCCAAGUUAUUGGAACGACGAUGAAGAUACGAAAUAUUCUUCGGACGAUAGUUAUCCUACUUAUCAAGAUGCAGACAGUGAUACCAAUAAGUAUACGUACAACUUUCCUCAAAAGAAACCAACUUUGAGUCGACCAGGUUUCAUAAACAAUAAGUUGCAUAUCCCACCGGAAUACGACAUGGAAGUGCCAUCUAAACCAACAUGGACGAAGAAAAAGCCAUCAAUGCAACAAAUGCAAGGCCCACAAAUGUCGAUGCAUAAUCUACAAUCAUCGUGGUCUCCUGACGAUAGUAGACGUCCUAAUAAACCGAACUGUGACAAAGACGAAAGUUACCCAAACGAGGAUAGCGUGUACUAUGGAUCUUCUGAUUCAGUGAUUACCGAUUCUCGACCUUCAAACUUCCCUUAUGAAUAUGAAGCUCUACACCAGUCAACUAUGCAACGGCGUCCAUUGCGUCGUCCCACACAAGUUAUAUACGCAGAUGCUGAGCCUGAAGACGAUCGGUCAUCAAGACCACCAUACGGAGAUGGGCAGUGGAUCCUUCUAUCAACAACUAAAGGUUAUAAGAAUAAAAAACGGCACCGAUCGCUGGAUGUCCCAGAAGAGAAUACACCAAUAAUCACAAGUCAUCAGUCAGUGUCAUUAACUGUUCUGCCAUCUGACACACUCGCAAACAUGACAACGUCACACGGUGGCUUAUUGGAAGUUGAGAAGAGUUUCCAAACGGUCGAAGAGUCGAAACGCGAUAUGGACAAGAAGUUUGACUUGCAAGCUGAUGCGUCAGAGCAGAGGCCUGUUAAGAAGAAGGCGAUAAAGAAGAAACUAGUAUCUACGUCUUCACCAGAUAGUGCAACAGUAUUGGCUGCGGUGGGUGCUGGUAUGGUGCCAGCUACUAUGGCGAUGGUAGUACCAAUGAUGCUGGGUAAAAGACGAAGAAGAAGAAGCCUUAGUGAUGUUAAACUUGACCAAUUAUUGAAUACCUAUAUGCAAUAA
Molecule: messenger RNA, 1617 nt
Organism: Leptosia nina
Lineage: Eukaryota; Metazoa; Arthropoda; Insecta; Lepidoptera; Pieridae
Source: the annotation of a GenBank genome assembly